Messenger RNA from Xenopus laevis (African clawed frog), 1683 nucleotides. RefSeq names its product DNA meiotic recombinase 1 L homeolog (gene dmc1.L). Lineage: Eukaryota; Metazoa; Chordata; Amphibia; Anura; Pipidae. Gene Ontology annotation, biological process: mitotic recombination; double-strand break repair involved in meiotic recombination; homologous chromosome pairing at meiosis. The record is from RefSeq and is a predicted model, not a curated record. Gene Ontology annotation, molecular function: DNA binding; ATP-dependent DNA damage sensor activity; double-stranded DNA binding. Gene Ontology annotation, cellular component: chromosome; condensed nuclear chromosome; nucleus. The transcript is spliced from 14 exons. Bases 156 to 1181 code for a protein of 341 amino acids.
UUUUGGCGGGAAACAUAUUUGUAAGCUCCUUAGUCAGGACUGGAUCUGUGUGGAACAGGAGAGUGGCAGCCCUAUCAUAUAUCCAUCGUUACUGGGUGUAAGCAGUUGCAAUUACAGAGGUUAAUGAAAGGUGGCAAAAACAGUCUUUGCUUUUCAUGAAAGCAAUGGAGGAUCAGGUUGUUGAAGAAGAAGUAGGAUUUCAUGAUGAGGAGUCAUUUUUCCAUGAUAUUGAAAUGUUACAGAAGCAAGGAAUUAAUGUGGCAGACAUAAAGAAGCUGAAGUCUGUAGGAAUCUGCACAAUCAAAGGAAUACAAAUGACCACCAGAAAGGCCUUGUGCAACAUUAAGGGACUUUCUGAAGCAAAAGUGGAAAAAAUAAAAGAGGCAGCAAAUAAAGUAAUUGAACCAGGUUUUCUCACUGCUUUUGAAUACAGUGCAAAAAGAAAGAUGGUGUUCCACAUAUCAACUGGAAGCCAUGAAUUUGACAAAUUACUAGGAGGAGGCAUAGAAAGCAUGGCAAUAACAGAAACAUUUGGAGAAUUUAGAACUGGAAAAACACAGAUUUCACAUACAUUGUGUGUUACAUCUCAACUUCCUGGACCAAAUGGGUAUACAGGAGGGAAAGUGAUCUUCAUUGAUACAGAACAUACAUUCCGCCCGGAUCGCCUGCGUGACAUAGCUGAUCGAUUUAGUGUAGACCAUGAUGCAGUUUUGGACAAUGUCUUAUAUGCCCGGGCAUACACUAGUGAGCACCAGAUGGAACUCUUAGAUUACGUAGCAGCUAAAUUUCAUGAAGAGCCUGGCAUUUUUAAGCUUUUGAUCAUUGAUUCCAUCAUGGCUCUAUUCAGAGUAGAUUUCAGUGGUCGAGGAGAGUUGGCUGAACGACAGCAGAAACUGGCUCAGAUGCUGUCCAGGCUUCAGAAAAUCUCUGAAGAAUAUAAUGUAGCUGUAUUUGUCACAAAUCAAAUGACUGCUGACCCUGGAGCAACCAUGACAUUCCAGGCUGACCCUAAAAAACCAAUAGGGGGUCAUAUUCUGGCCCAUGCUUCUACCACAAGAAUAAGUUUAAGGAAAGGAAGAGGCGAGUUGCGUAUAGCUAAAAUCUAUGACAGUCCCGAAAUGCCAGAAAAUGAAGCUACGUUUGCCAUUACGUCUGGGGGUAUUAAUGAUGCCAAGGAAUAAUCAUUGCUAUCACCACUGAAGCAACACAGAGACUUCUUGUCAUAUUGUCAAAUAUUCUGUUCUACAACCUGCAAGAUAAAACUUUGCAAUAUAAUAUAGAUAUUUCAUAAUGUUCUGCUUUUUUGUUUUCCUGUUGUAUGUUAAAGCUUGUUAGAAACAUGGUUCAUUUUAAAUGGAUAACGCAUGCCUGUAUGAGCAUGACCCCCUUUAUCAAGCAUGCUAUGCUUGAUAAAGGGGGUCACCCCGAAACGUUGCAUGCUGCAAUACACUUAAUAAAUUAGCAAGGUUUUUCCUUCUAGUAUCACCUGUGUGCCAGUGAAUUUUCUUGGAUCUGUUGAAAGUGGGGUAGCCGAUUCCUCCAUUGCUGUGCACCAGGUAUCACUGUUUGAGAAGGCCAGGGUGUGCGAGUGCAACUUGAUUACUUUCCAGUAUUAACAUGACCCCACGGGGUUUCAGUUGCAGAUGUAUUCUAAAUGUUGCUUUUAAUAAAAAUAAAAAUGAA